Brassica rapa (field mustard) is the source of this 1467-nucleotide messenger RNA. RefSeq names its product cysteine synthase, chloroplastic/chromoplastic. NCBI's taxonomy places the organism in Eukaryota, Viridiplantae, Streptophyta, Magnoliopsida, Brassicales, Brassicaceae. Gene Ontology annotation, molecular function: cysteine synthase activity. The record is from RefSeq and is a predicted model, not a curated record.
CCUCUGUGUUUUUUUACCAAAGCGACGCCGUUUUGGAAGCUACAGUGAAUCGUCUCUUCAAAGGAGAGAGAGAAGCAUCUCUCUUUGUGGAUACAAUUUUGGGAAAGUGAGUGAGAGACGAAAGAUCAUCAAACCAUGGCUGCUGCUACAUCUUCUUCCUCUGCUUUCCUCCUUAACCCGUUGACUUCUCGCCACCGUCCUUUCAACUACUCUCCACAGCUAGCUUCUCUCUCCUUAUCCUCUAGAAAGGCGGCUGCUUUCACGCUUAAUAGCCAGCGCCAGAGGUGUGAGGAUGUUGUGUGCAAGGCUGUGUCUGCGAAGGUAGAAGCUGGAGUUGAAAGUCUCAACAUCGCCGAGAAUGCCGCUCAGCUUAUUGGGAAAACUCCAAUGGUGUACUUGAACAAUAUAGUCAAGGGCUGUGUUGCAAGUGUUGCUGCUAAGCUUGAGAUCAUGGAGCCUUGUUGCAGUGUCAAAGAUAGGAUUGGGUAUAGUAUGAUCACUGAUGCUGAGGAAAAAGGACUUAUUACACCUGGAAAGAGUGUUCUUGUGGAAUCUACAAGUGGAAACACAGGGAUAGGUCUUGCCUUUAUCGCUGCUUCAAAGGGAUAUAAACUUAUCUUGACAAUGCCUGCGUCCAUGAGUUUGGAGAGAAGGGUUCUUCUGAGGGCGUUUGGAGCUGAGCUUGUGUUGACUGAGCCUGCCAAAGGCAUGACUGGUGCUAUUCAGAAGGCUGAAGAGAUUUUGAAGAACACUCCAAACUCCUACAUGCUCCAACAGUUUGAUAACCCAGCCAAUCCCAAGAUUCAUUACGAGACUACUGGUCCUGAGAUUUGGGAAGAUACAAGAGGCAAGGUGGAUAUACUGGUUGCUGGAAUUGGAACUGGUGGAACCAUUACUGGUGUUGGUCGGUUCAUUAAAGAAAGAAAGCCUGAACUCAAGGUUAUUGGUGUUGAACCCACAGAAAGUGCAAUACUUGCUGGAGGAAAACCAGGACCUCACAAGAUUCAAGGGAUUGGAGCUGGGUUUAUUCCUAAGAAUUUGGAUCAGUCUGUUGUAGAUGAAUACAUAUCGAUUUCUAGUGAUGAAGCUAUUGAAACUGCAAAGCAACUAGCUCUACAAGAAGGCUUGUUGGUUGGUAUAUCAUCAGGAGCAGCUGCUGCAGCUGCAAUCCAGGUCGCAAAGAGACCUGAAAAUGCCGGGAAACUCAUAGCUGUUGUGUUUCCGAGCUUUGGGGAACGUUACCUCUCGACAAUGCUUUUCCAGUCAAUCCGAGAAGAGUGCGAGAAAAUGCAGCCUGAGAUUUGAAUUUCCUCUCGUAGUUUCUUGACCUACAAGGAACCUCUUCUUUGUAUUUCUUUCUUGUUUUCUCCCUCUCGCUAUGUCAAACUGUAUAUUUGCAUUUUACAAUGUGCAACGAAAUUGGUGUUUAUUUAAUAAAAUAAAUGCAAUAAGGCGUAAUUAUUCCUU